UUGUCAUUUACUUUGAAGUUCAGAAACAUCUGAGAUUUUAAUACUAUUAUUUUCCCCUUUGUAGCUCAGGCAUUUGAAAGGAUGAUGAGUCCAACUGGUUCUAACCUUAGAUCUAAUCAUUCUGAUGAAUGUGCCACUGUCCAGCCUCCUCAGGAUGCUCAAACACCCAAUAUAUCUUCACCAACAACUUUGCCAAUUUCAGCACUUAAACAACCAAGUGCUGAAGGACUAUGCUCUAAAGAACAGAAGAGAGUAUGGUUUGCAGAUGGUAUAUUGCCCAAUGGUGAAGUUGCAGAUACAACAAAAUUUUCAUCUGGAAGUAAAAGAUGUUCUGAAGAUUUUAGUCCUCUCUCACCUGAUACACCUAUGUAUUUCAGAUUAUAGGUUAUUGUGUGGUAUUGACAAAUAUGUUUGCAGUAAAAUUAGUCUUCUACCUAAUGACGAAGACAGUUUGCCCCCACUUCUGAUUGCACCUGGAGAAAAGGCAUCAGUUCCUAUAGUAGAAGAACACCCGUCUCAUGAGCAGAUCACUUUGCUUCUUGAAGGUGAAGGAUUACAUACUGUUACCUUUGUCCUAAAUGCUAAUCUUCUCGUGAAUGUCAAAUUAGUACAUUAUUCCUCGGACAAAUAUUGGUACUUCUCAACCAAUGGAUUGCAUGGCUUGGGACAGGCAGAAAUUAUUAUUUUGUUGUUGUGUUUGCCAAAUGAAGAUAAUAUUCCUAAGGACAUCUUCAGACUAUUUAUCACCAUAUAUAAGGAUGCUAUAAAAGGAAAAUAUUUAGAAAACUUGGACAAUAUUACCUUUACUGAGAGCUUUCUCAAUAGCAAGGAUCAUGGAGGAUUCCUGUUUAUUACACCUACUUUUCAGAAACUUGAUGAUCUCCCAUUACCAAGUAAUCCUUUUCUUUGUGGCGUUCUUAUCCAGAAGCUGGAGAUUCCCUGGGUAAAGGUUUUUCCUAUGCGUUUAAUGUUGAGAUUGGGUGCAGAAUAUAAAGCAUAUCCUGCUCCUCUAACAAGUAUCAGAUACCGGAAACCUCUUUUUGGAGAAAUAGGACACACUAUUAUGAACUUACUUGUUGACCUUCGAAAUUACCAGUAUACCUUGCAUAAUAUAGAUCAGCUAUUGAUCCAUAUGGAAAUGGGAAAAAGCUGCAUAAAAAUACCACGGAAAAAAUACAGUGAUGUAAUGAAAGUAAUAAAUUCUUCUAAUGAGCAUGUUAUCAGCAUUGGAGCUAGUUUUAGUACAGAAGCAGAUUCUCAUCUCGUCUGUGUACAGAAUGAUGGAGUUUAUCAAACCCAGGCCAACAGUGUCACUGGCCAACCAAGAAAAGUGACAGGUGCAAGUUUUGUGGUGUUCAAUGGCGCUCUAAAAACAUCUUCAGGAUUUCUUGCUAAGUCCAGCAUAGUUGAAGAUGGCUUAAUGGUACAAAUAACUCCAGAGACCAUGGAUGGCUUACGGCUAGCUCUUCGAGAGCAAAAAGACUUUAAAAUUACAUGUGGGAAAGUUGAUGCAGUAGACCUGAGAGAAUAUGUGGAUAUCUGCUGGGUAGAUACUGAAGAAAAAGGAAACAAAGGUGUUACCAGUUCAGUAGAUGGAAUAUCAUUACAAGGAUAUCCAAGUGAAAAAAUAAAACUAGAAGCAGAUUUUGAAACUGAUGAGAAGAUUGUAAAGUGUACUGAGGUGUUCUACUUUCUAAAGGACAAGGAUUUAUCUAUUUUAUCAACUUGUUAUCAGUUUGCAAAAGAAAUAGCUAUGGCUUGUAGUGCUGCACUGUGCCCUCAUCUGACAACUCUAAAGAGUAAUGGGAUGAAUAAAAUUGGACUCAGAGUUUCCAUUGACACUGAUAUGGUUGAAUUUCAGGCAGGAUCUGAAGGCCAGCUUCUGCCACAGCAUUAUCUAAAUGAUCUUGAUAGUGCUCUGAUACCUGUAAUCCAUGGUGGAACCUCCAAUUCCAGUUUACCAAUAGAAAUAGAAUUAGUAUUUUUCAUUAUAGAAAAUCUUUUUUAG
Molecule: messenger RNA, 2008 nt
Organism: Carlito syrichta (Philippine tarsier)
Lineage: Eukaryota; Metazoa; Chordata; Mammalia; Primates; Tarsiidae
Product: zinc finger FYVE domain-containing protein 16
Exons: 14
Coding region: 125-2008 (627 amino acids)
Biological process (GO): endosomal transport; protein targeting to lysosome
Cellular component (GO): early endosome membrane
Source: RefSeq, a predicted model, not a curated record